This is a messenger RNA of Parnassius apollo (apollo), 807 nucleotides long. The record is from the annotation of a GenBank genome assembly. Lineage: Eukaryota; Metazoa; Arthropoda; Insecta; Lepidoptera; Papilionidae.
AUGCGGACGACAGAAAAUCUAUAUUGCACAACGCCCACACGACAAAACCAGCGACUUGGAAGGGACAAAUUAGAAGCUCCGUGGUUCCCGGAACGCUUUCAAGCCUUAGAUGGCCCUGGGGUCGCUAUGCCCCGCUUGAAUGACGAGGAUAUACGGAACUAUCUAGAAAAUUUAGACGAUUCUGAAGAUGGUCUCGACGGCUCUGAAUCGGAAAGUGACGAGGAAGACACCUAUUACCAAGCGGCUCGGGAAGUUUUUCGCGACCUGGAGGGUUCAGAUUGCGAAGAGCGUCACAUAGGUGAGAACAUUCAAAGUCCAUCUUCUAACCAGCUCGAUGAUGAUAUGGAUCAUCGCUUUAUUAUGGAAACAGAUCAACAUUUACAAGAACCGACUUCAUCUUCACAUCGCCCUACAAGACCUAUAGUUUGGCGACAACGAAAUCUCAUUACUAGAAAAGAGGAUCUAAAAUUUCAGGGCAAUACUCAAUUGCCAGAAGAACUUACACAAAGGGAGACUCCUUUAGAUUUUUUUACCUAUUUCUUCACGCCAGAUUUGAUAAAACAUACAGUUGAGCAAAGUAACUUGUAUGCCACGCAGAAGCAAGUUUCUAACCCAGUCAACAUAGACGAGAAUGAAUUGAAUAAGUUUCUUGGAAUUUUGAUUGUUUCUUCUGUAAUUCGUUUUCCUAAUAUUAGACUUUACUGGCAUGACAAAUACAGGAUGGAAUUGGGUGAAACUUUAUGUCGCAUGGGGUUGCAGACUAACGGUACCAAACGGGAGACGGCCAAGCAAUUCAUUGCAAAAUGA